UUCUCCACCCACCACGAUCACCACCUGUUCUCCUGCCCCCUCUUCACCCAUCCCAGCCCCCAUAUUUUCUCCUGCUCCUUCUCCACCCACCACGAUCACCACCAUUUCUCCUGCCCCCUCUUCACCCAUCCCAGCCCCCAUAUUUUCUCCUGCUCCUUCUCCAUCCCAGAGUCCUUCAUUCACUCCAUCAAGCCCAGACCAGGAGGAUAUUGAAGAAGCUUUUGACAUUGCUGCUGCACUGCAGACUCUGAAGGCAAGGGUUCACCAUCUUGCUCCUACUGCCAAUCAAAUAAACGUUCUUCGUGAUGAAGAGUUUGAAUGUGCUCUAAGAGCUUUCAACAGGCCAACCUUUGACCCUGAGUCAAAACUAGACAUCGUCUUCAUUGAUGAGGAUGGUCGAGGAGAAGGGGCCGUAGAUGAUGGUGGGCCUACCAGAGAGUUUUGCAGACUGCUUAUGGGAAAACUACAAGGGCACCAAAUAUUUGAAGGGCCUCCAGAAGAACGCACCCUUGCACUUGACAGCAUUGCACUUCACACCAACACCUACAAAAGCGUGGGACAGAUGUUGUCUGUUUGCCUGAUCCACGGGGGAGUGUCACCUAACUUCUUUUCAAAAAGGCUUUUCAGCCAAGUCUUUGGUUUACCAUCUGGCCCAGCAACCAUUGAGGACGUGGUAGACCAUGGUCUCAGAGCUAAACUGGAGAAGAUAAACAGUGCAGAUACGCUUGAUGAUGCCAGGGAGGCUGUUAGUGAAACUGCUGAAGAGUUGGCGCUGAUGGGAGCUCUACGGCACCUCAGAUCCUUGGAGCAAAGGAAGGAGCUGAUGGAAGCUGUUCUUCAGUUUUACUGUGAAGGCCGAAUCAAUGCAGCCCUCACACAAUUUAAAGAUGGACUGACUACACUUGGGGUCCUUCAGAUGGUAACCUCACACCCUCAAGCUUUUGAAAAAGUCUUUCCUUACGACCCAACGCCACUGAAGGCCAGCGAUAUUGUGGAACUUUUCCAUGCCAGGUGUCGAUCUUUGCCAGCAUGA
Astyanax mexicanus (Mexican tetra) is the source of this 1033-nucleotide messenger RNA. RefSeq names its product G2/M phase-specific E3 ubiquitin-protein ligase-like. The record is from RefSeq and is a predicted model, not a curated record. NCBI's taxonomy places the organism in Eukaryota, Metazoa, Chordata, Actinopteri, Characiformes, Acestrorhamphidae. Gene Ontology annotation, molecular function: ubiquitin-protein transferase activity. Bases 455 to 1033 code for a protein of 192 amino acids. The transcript has 5 exons.